GAAGACCAUCCAGAGCAAUUCGCUCACGAAGCCAUGACCUGACAUGCGGCGGCGGAAGGAAAGUCCAGAAUCACCUGGGGAUGCCGACUGCUCGGGUGUCAAGGAGGUGGCCAGCGGCUCCCUGGCGAACUUUGUGAGGAGCUUGGCGCACCCCCAGCGCUCUACAGCGCUGGUCCUGGGGCUGAGUCUGAUUGCCGUGGGAGUUCAGACCUGGGAGGAGGAGAUUGUUCUGAGCAGGGCGCUUGUCCUCAUCGGUCUGCUGAUCGCGCCGGCUGCUGUGAGGCAACUGCCUCCUCCAGCAGAAGUGCUGGAGCCCAUUCUGCCAAGCGACACGAGGGCGCUGGUUGCCGAGGCCGGCCCCACAGAAAUUGGGGUGCAGCCGUGUCAAAUAGGAGCCGACAUGUGCUCCCCUUUGGCUUCCCUCUUGCCAACCCAGGGAGGGAAGCAGAAAGAGGUUGAGCCAAAUGGGUGUGGCUCAAAAUUAAAGAGCCAGGGCAAACCGCAGGUGUGUGUUGGGUUCCAUUUACCAAGGUGCAAUUCUGGUUAACAAAAAAGAGCCACAGCUCAAUUUGGCCGGGAAGGAUUCAGG
Effrenium voratum is the source of this 589-nucleotide messenger RNA. The record is from the annotation of a GenBank genome assembly. NCBI's taxonomy places the organism in Eukaryota, Dinophyceae, Suessiales, Symbiodiniaceae.